Molecule: messenger RNA, 1676 nt
Organism: Gekko japonicus
Lineage: Eukaryota; Metazoa; Chordata; Lepidosauria; Squamata; Gekkonidae
Gene: LRRC63
Product: leucine rich repeat containing 63
Exons: 7
Coding region: 1-1332 (443 amino acids)
Molecular function (GO): protein binding
Source: RefSeq, a predicted model, not a curated record
AUGCCCAGAGACAGCGGACACACCGGUGUCGAACAUUCUAUAUCCACGAAGAGCCAUCAGAUUCUUCUUUCUUUGCCAGACUCCAUUGACGGUCCAUCAGGCGCUUUGGACUAUCUGCCUUUAGACAGUAUUAAGAAAGAUUUCAUCAUUCCUCCACAGUCGAGCGGGCCUCCUAGUUUCCCGCUACAAAAACGGCGCAUACCUUUGCGAUUAAAGCUACCCACGCUGAAGCUUCGCCGGCUGUUUUUACCGUCAGAUUUUACCCUGAAAGGUCAUACUGCAGUGGUCUCCCGCAUUUCACGACGUGUGUCAGCCGUCCAUAAAAAGCCAAUCGUUUCUCGUUUUAACUAUGAAGUGCGCAGUACUCAGCUGAUGUAUGAGUUACUGAGGCGUGGCCAAGAGGAAGUCAACACUAUAAUGUUACCAAUGGCAGAUUUUCCAUUCAGUGUGGCAAAAAAACCUGAGCGACAGUUGGUAUCAGAUCAAGUACCCGACAGUAAUGAACUGUCCCUUGUUUCUGGUUUCGGGUGUCGGCCUCAAUUAGACCCAGACGACGAACUAAUGGCAAGGGCCGAAAUGGCAAUUCUCUGUUGCCUGAUGCAUAAAAGAACUGGGCUCAGUCUUAAGGCAUAUUUUCUGCCUAGAGUUCCGGACCUCUCAGCUUUGGCUGACUUUUUGUUGUACCUUAAUCUGUCAUUUAAUGACCUGCGCCUCUUCCCUACGGAGGUGUGUGAUCUAAAAAAACUGCAAAUCUUAAAGCUCCGAAACAACCCAAUCAAAUCCAUCCCAGAAGAUAUCAAGAAACUGACGGACCUUAGAACCUUGGUCAUGUCCUUCAAUCUACUGACUGAACUCCCACCUUGGUUGUUUAUGUUACCGAAACUUGAAUGCCUCGAUGUUUCCUAUAAUGAACUUGAAUACAUCCCGAAUGCUAUCAGCAACGCCAGGAGCCUCGGUUGCCUCAUCAUAGAAGGCAAUCUGCUGUAUGUUUUGCCUUGUGGGAUUCUGAAACUUCCGCUGAAAUGCCUGAGGGUAGAGAACAACUUCUUACAUCCCUUUUUCUGGAGAGAAUUCAAACAGCUUCAGCCACAACGACUCACUGAUAUGGCCUCCCUUUGUUUUGUUCGAAACAAGCUGCAGGAAAGAUACCCUAAAAUCCCAGAGGACAUUCAAAAGCUAUUGGGCAGCUGUGGUACUUGCGACUGCUGCUCAGGACCUUUGUAUGGCCAAGGCCUCCGUUUCCUUCGUGCUUAUAGGAACAUCUACGGACUUCGGCUUCCUUAUGUGUUUUCCGCCUGCUCCCCAUUCUGCUACAUGAAUUUUGUCACUUGAACUGUCUCAAACACAGUCGCUGGCAGGACUUUCAUGGAUUUCCCCUUGCAGCAGCUGAGUUGAUAAUUUCUUGACUAAAGAGUCAGCCGUUGCUGUGCGUACACAUCUGAACUCCCAGUCUGAGGAUUCCAGGAGUACCACUUGGACCGCAAAAUCAUCUGGAAUAUCUGUAUUGCAUCUUGCUUCCCAGAAAUCCUGCUAGGAAGAGGUGUCGGCUGGUUUUAUAUUUUAACUCACCAAACGUCUUUUUUUCAUAAGCCUAAAAUAUGUUUGCUCUGAGAUACCCCUUGCUUUGCUUCCAAAGGUCCCAUUUCUUGCAGAGUCUCCUCUACGGCGUAAGAAUC